UGUUGUGGGGUGGAGAAUCAUGACCAGGAUGCGACUCUGGUUGGGAGCAAGGAGGGCUGGCCAGGGGGUACGGAAAGGCAGAGGAAAGGGCUUCAGAACUUCUUCUGUUUUUGAGUCAGCCAUGGGACAUGGUGCAGUAAGAACCGAGUGCCUUUGAUCAUGUGCAGAGUGCCUUCUCACACACACAAAAAGCUCAAUCAGCCCUUGAAUAUCUCGGAUCGGGAAGAAAGGCUUCCGGGUCGGAUAAGGUGCUCUGUAGUAAUCCUGCGUGAGGGAUCUCUGCCCUUUUCUUCCCUGACCCGCAACUGUCCCUUUCGCACAGUCAUCAAGGCUCAGAUCUGGAUCUUCUUAGUCCCCGUUUUCCUGGGCCUUGUGCAGGUCGGCCUCUUCCUGGAGCAGAUGGGCUUCUUCCUGCGCCAUGGCAACAGCUCCCGCCGAACCAGCCUCUCGCUCUGGAUCCUGGGGGUCUAUCCGGUAAGAACGGGCAAAGUGUUCAGUCUCACUUCCCUCAUUGGUUUGUUCAUCCCUCGCACUUCCUUCGUCUGUAACUUUGUGGCCUCCAUCUACCACUCCAUCACCCUCUGGAAAUUCCUUGCAUUGAUCAGAGAUUUCUUUGGCGGAUCAGACCGAAUGCUCCAGCAACUGGAGAGCCAGCGUGUUUCUCCAAACCCUUUCCCCUGUUGCUGCUGUUGCUGCCUUCCUGAAAUUGCCGCCAACAGAACAAACUUGCGAUGUAUGACGCUGGCUGUGUAUCAGCUCUCUGUCAUCAGGACCAUCCUCUUUUUCGUCACCCUUAUCCUCUGGACGGAUGAGAAAUAUGACUAUGGCGACGUGGGCUACACCAACCCCAACUCUUACAUCUACGCCAUCAUUGCCAUCUCCACAUUCCUAUCCUUCUAUGGCUACUUGCUCUUCUACAAAGCCACCAAGCCGGCGCUCAACGGCUACAACUUGCGCUCCAAAUUCGUCUGCAUCAUCUUGGUCCUCGUCCUCUGCGGCCUGCAGAGUGGGAUCCUGGAGACCAUGGGGGCAGUGGGGGCUAUCCCUUGCAGCCCGCCUCUCUCCCCGGUUACACGCUCCCAAGUGAUCUACUACUAUUCCCUGGCUGUCGAGAUGUUCUUCAUCGGCAUAUUUGCCCAUUACUCUUUCCGAAGAGCCGAGCCGCAGCUGGACACUCAGCAGGUCACCCGCCACCGAGCCUCCCAGACCGAGGGUCCCCCAUCUGGAUGCUGCAGCCCGGGAGACGACGCAUCCAUGGAGGGAGCCAACCCAGGCUACCUGGGUGAGGAGUCUGUGUGUACCAUAGAGCACUCUCCGCUGGACCGCUUUGAUUUCAUUGUGGGGGGGCCUGUGGAUGGCUGGCGGGAGAGCUGGGGGCCAGGCAUCCCGAGGACAGGGCCUCCACGGGCAGAGGCCCUGAAAGCCAGCUCCUUGCACCAAAGUACUGGCCCAGAAUCACCACCAACUGGAAUCCAAACUCAUGCCCAGGUGGCCAAACUGAACGGUGAAGGGAUCACUGUUGUGUAGCCCUCAAUCUCCAGGAAACGGUCCUCCCUUUUGUGGCAACACCUGGAUUCUGAGGAAACAAGGACGACUGACCUGAGGAAAACAGGAUGGAGGCAGAUGACAGCAACAACCACGAACUCCAUGCUUAGCCAAGGAGUGGGGCAGGGGGAGAAAGGACAAGGUUUACCUUGAGGAAUAAAUAGCAUUGUGAGGGAAUUUCAGUCCAUCUAUAGCAAGUCUCGACUGUCAGAUUAAAGAAGGUAAAGUAAUAAGCAGUAUGACUAAGGCCAGAAUAAUCAAAAACCUGGAAGGACUUGCCGUGCUGGGAAACAGCAUGCCUUUGUUAAAUGAUUAUCAAUAAUUUCUGCAGCACUCAGAACACAGUCUGCCUGUGAGGGAAGGGAGGCCAAGAAAACCCUGUCUUUAGCCCACAGCUGCCCUGGAUGGAUGAACAGGAAUUUGAACCUCUCCGUGUGUGUCCUCCCAAUAAAGCACCCUAGCUACUUAUCACAGCAAAAGAGAAGCUUUGAGCAAGUGACAAAGCUUCAUUAAAAUCAACACAGUUUUGGUUACAGGUAGGUAGCCAUGUUGGUCUGAGUCGAAGCAAAAUAAAAAAAAUCCUUCAGUAGCACCUUAAAGACCAACUAAGUUUUUAUUUUGGUAUGAGCUUUCGUGUGCAUGCACACUUCUUCAGAUACAGUUUAUCUGUUCAGAUAUACAGUUCAGAUACAGAUAAUCAGAUACAACACAGUUUUGAUUGGUCAGGGAGAAAGGGACAGAAAAUAAUAAAACAGAAAAUUAUGUAAAAUACUAGUUCCCAAUUGGCGGUCUGUGGACGUCAGCGGGUCUGUGUAACCACCCGGGGGGGGGGGUCGUCUGCAUUUUUAAUGUUUGAGGUUUUAUUGUGUUUUUAAUAUUUUGUUGGCAGCCACCCAGAGUGGCUGGGGCAACCCAGUCAGAUGGGUGGCCUGUAAAUAUUAAUGUUGUUCUUAUUCACCUAACAAAAACUACCAUAGAGAUAUCAAAAUUUUCAAAAGUAAGGGGUCCAGGGCUUAGCUUUUGAAAAACAGGGGGUUUGCAGUACUUAUCUACCGGUAAUGGGGAACCACCGCUGUAAAAGGUAAACCAAGAAGGAUGAAAAGUCUUUCGAACCAGCAGGGGGCGGUAUUCAUCUCUUGCCCCCCCCCCCAUUUCUGUGAUAAUGUCACGUUGACAGUUUUCCAAGGGCGUCUGUGACCUCAGCCUCUAGGGGUAAGCAUGCAGCCCCCUGCUCUUGCUGCUCCAGGAGGGCAUUUCCCUGCUGAGGCCGGGGCACUUGCUCCUUGGUCAGCAGAUUGUGUUUCUUCAAGAAGCAGGCCUCUUCGUAGGGAGGGCAGAUGGGAGGCUGAGUCGGGGGUACGUAAGUGUAUUUCUUCUCGGGAUCCAGCUGAUCAAAUGGGAAAGAGAGCAAGUGAGCUUUAAAGCAGGUGGUCCAAAUCCCUUUCCUGAGCCUAAGCACCACCAACCACCACUAUCCUUUUUGUUAAUCUCCAGUGCUAAUUAACAGGCACCUCCAUUCUCUACAUUGCGGUCUUUGGGCUGUAGCCAAUGCUAGUUCUACUUGAAGAGUUGAAGGCACCUGUCUGUCUUGAGAGACAGGGGUGGGGUCAAACCUCUUUAGUACCAGCACCAGAGAGACCUUCCCUGGCCAUGUGUCUGGAGAUCCUGGGCCGCCCAGAUGACAAGACCCCCCUCUUGGCUUCGCUGAAGGAGCACAAGGGAAAGUGGAGCAAUACACUCAGCACCAGCUUCACUGCAGGAGUUGGUGGAAGGAGGCGUACAAGGCGCCGUCUAACCAUCGCAGGGACUCCAUCCAGGAUUUGUGUAGGGUUUACUCCUUAGCCUUUUCUUCUUCCAAAGAUAUCCCACAAGGCAGCAGAGGUUUUCCUUCACCUAUUUAAGUGAUGGCCAAACUUGGCCCUCUAGCUGUUUGGGGACUACAAAUCCCAUCAUCCCUAGCUAACAGGACCAGUGUUCAGGGAUGAUGGGAAUUGAAGUCCCAAAACACCUGAAGGGCCAGGUUUGGCCAUCACUGACCUAGAUCAGGCAUCCCCAAACUUCGGCCCUCCAGAUGUUUUGGACUACAAUUCCCAUCUUCCCCGACCACUGGUCCUGUUAGCGAGGGAUCAUGGGAGUUGUAGGCCAAAACAUCUGGAGGGCCGCAGUUUGGGGAUGCCUGACCUAGAUGGAGCCCCUUCCCUGGCGGAUGAGCCCCAUCUGCCCCUCACUUCCUUCUACAGCACAUGCCGAAACCACCUUCUUGACUGUUGGACCCGUUAUUGGUCUCAUCCAGUGUCGACCCACUGAAAUUAAUAGCUGGGACUGACUUAGAUCUAAGAAUUUCAUCAGGUCUGCUCCGAGUAGGACUAGCACUGGAUGCAAUGCUGCCUGUUUCAGGUUCUCCUACUGAUAACUGCAAAGCACCAGGGGCUUUGGACUGGGAAUCCCUAAUAGAGGGACCCGUGUACUUUAAUCUUUGCGCCGAGAAAGGAGCUGCUACCCAUGAAGAAGACCGUAUGCCUCUGAAUACCAGUUGAUGGAAAUUGCAGAUGGGGAGGGGGGCUCCUAUUGCCCUCAGGUCCUGCUGGUGGGCUUCCCAUUGGCAUCUGGUAGACCACGAAGGAUGCUGGACUAAGAUUGGGCCUUUGGUCUGAUCCAGCAGGCCUCUUCUGUUCUUAGCACCACCAGUGCCAACGACCAGAGGGUGGUUUUGCAGCUACCGAUUCAGGAAGGACCACGUGGCGGAAGAGGGCCCAUAGGACUCCACCUGGUUCUCCAGACGCACCACCCAAGGCCAGCCUUACCUGCAGAGGGUACGUCCGGUCGGAAUCAUAAGCACUCAGGUCUCCACAAGCCAGGAAGGGGACAAUCACCCGGUUGGGGCCCUCCAGCUGGUUAAAAUCCACAUCUGUAUUGGGGGAGGUUUGGUAAGUGUUGCUUGCAAAGAGAUGGACCCUCCAGGGUUGAACACAGUCUGUCCUGCCCUCGACACCCCCCCCCCCGCCCCACUAUUCAACUUUGUAAUUCUUUACAAUUCCUAAUCCUAUUCCCCUCAUUUAAAAAUAUCCUUACAACUUUUUUUUAAAAAAAUCUCUGUGGUUAAGAAGCUUUUAGAUUGUGAAGACUCACAAUCCCCCUCCUCCAUCCACACUUUCUUGCCUCUGCCCUCAAACCACCCGCUUCCCCUUGAGUUUCCCUGCCCUGCGUCCCACAGCACAACGGGAACCCACAGAAACAUCUCUUCCCCCUUCAAGGUUCCUUACCGUAACAGUGAUCCAGCAAGGGAUUUGACAUGUUUGGCACGUAGCCUUCGGGGGGGCUGUAGUUUCGGCAAACAACAAAGGCCUCUGGAAGGAUGAAAAGGCAGUUAAAAGCUUUGGCGAUCACCGCUCUGGGAUUCCACGCUAAAUUAUACACAAACACACACAAUCCCCGGCUGUUUCCCCAAUACAGUUGGUUAUCAAGCCCUGUGAGGAAUAUGUUGUGCCUAACCCCAACCUGCAUUGGGAAAAGGCAUGUUCUGCACUAAAACCAUCAGACCGGGGACGGGGGGACGGGGACGACGACACAGCAAAGAGGACAGAGCAUCUGCUUUGUAAACAGAAGGUUCCAGGUUCAAUCCCUGGCAUCUCCUGGCAGGGCUAGAAAAUACCUUUGCCUGCAACCCCUGAGGCCCACUGCCAGUCAGGGCUGACAACUCCAAGCUAGAUGGAUCCAGUAGCCUCACUGAUGUAAUCCAGCUUCCUAUCUUCCUAUAUGCGGGCCAUUUCUAAGCUUCCAUCACAUAUGAGCAUGACCAAGAACUAGCAUGGAGCUAUUCAGACACAGUCAGACUCUGUUCUAAAUUGUUUCCACUGAGUGCUAUGUGACAGAAUAAAACAGUCUGACUCCUGGGAUGCAGAAGAUGACGGACGUAUGACUCAUGCAAUAGACAGGAGGCCCUUCAAUGGCAAGAGCCCAUUUGCCAGCGGUGCCCUUGAGAGAAUGACCUAUAAAAAUGAAUGGCUGCCGCUCACAUCUAUAGGAAGCGGGGAAACACAGCCUUUGGGGAAACACAGCCUUUCAGUGUAUCUGAAGAAGUGUGCAUGCACACGAAAGCUCAUACCAAUGACAAACUUAGUUGGUCUCUAAGGUGCUGCAGGAAGGAAUUUUUUUAUUUUGUUUCGACUACGUCAGACCAACACGGCUACCUACCUGUAACUAGCCUUUGGGGAUUAGCUUUGCAGCAGGAGAAAACAACUGCCCACUACCUCCAACACUGGCCUUCAACAACAGUACACACAUGUCCUAAUUUUGCAAAUGCAUGGCUACCCAUUGAAUGUAAUGGGAUUCUUGUCCCUAGCUGAACUAGGUGACUGAAGAAACAUGUUUGCAUAAAUUUAAAAAGUUAGCCUAAACUCCAAAUGCAGCUGCUGCAACACAAACAUGAUUUUUGUUUUUUUAAAUGGCACUGAAGCAGAAAAGACCUCCACCAAAGCAAACUCAAUCAAAAGCCCUAAGAGAAGUUUGGAUGGUUAAAUUUUGGGGAAAGGGGGUGGGAUGAAGGAGGAAUGGCAGAUUUGUUAUUAGGAUUGAUCAAAAGGCUUGAAAACUGGACUGUUGAUUAUGGAACUUGCUGGACUGAAAGGGGUGAAUGGGUCCCAAAGGGGGAGUAGGUAUAUUGAUCAAUAGAUAUAUAGUUAACUAAACUUAGGAAUGAAUAAAUGGUUUAAAAGGGAUGGAGGUCUUUGGAGGUAAAAAUUAGGUAAGGG
Zootoca vivipara (common lizard) is the source of this 6296-nucleotide messenger RNA. RefSeq names its product organic solute transporter subunit alpha-like. The record is from RefSeq and is a predicted model, not a curated record. NCBI's taxonomy places the organism in Eukaryota, Metazoa, Chordata, Lepidosauria, Squamata, Lacertidae.